AGAGCGCUCCUGAUCAAUCUCGAGACCUCUUUUAUCUCCUGUAGUUGUUGAAGUUAAUGGGACGACUAUUUCGCAUCUCGGUCGAGUAUCAACCAGUGAGUUUGUUUACAUGACUUCUUACACAGUGUUUCAAAGAUCAUCCGUAUUAUUUCCAGUUUUAUAGUGGAUAUUUCCUGAACCAUUCAAUAGUGUAUAUAAAUCUCGGCCGCUGUGGAGUGUGUGGAGUGUCUUACACUGCUCGCCAAUACAACAUGUUCCGGGGAUGUAAGUGUCCCAAGCAGUAGCCUCAUACAGUGGCAAGCUGUGUUCUCAUGAUUGGUGGUGACACAAAAAUAUACGUCAAUAAAAUCGAUAUUGUGGAAAAUAAAUGCCCGAUUACCCAUAAAAGGGUAUAUAAGUAUUAGAAGAUCCGUGUCUUGUAUGAUCUUUAAAUGUUUUGAGUGUCAUUUCGAACACACAAGGCUGAUUCGUUGGACUACAUACCAAAGUUGGCGGCGUAGGCUCAUCACAAAAGAGAACUUUCUGUCCGGAAUGCCGACCUAUAAAGGUUUCUGACUGUACGGAUGACACAUUUGUGACCAUUAUUUUGCUAAAUAACGACCUGCUUCGAGGUGUACAGGCCAAUCGUCUUAAACAACCAACUUCUCGAUGAUGCUUGUGUGUGACAAUCAUCUCAGAUAGUUACUGUUGAGAGAAACAACGCAAUCGAAACGCUGCGUCGUGAUGCUUAGCAACAGAUCGUGCGAUAUUUAAACCAAUCAGAAUCUCAGAAUCUCAGAAUAUUGUGACGUAAUCAAAAUGCCUCCUCCGAAUAGCCCGCCGUCACAGCAGACGUCUGCUCGACCGCUGCUCGGCGUAAAAGCCCGAAGCAUUCCGACUCCGGCUAAUCUAACCAAUACCACUCGCAGUGUACUACACUCACCAUUCGCAAGUGUGUCCGCGAACAUGGGCAACGGAGCGAGCGCUACAAAGAUUAUCAUAGAUGGGGAAACUUUAGAUCUAGUGAAAAUUAAACAAAUCAUACCGGAGCUUCGUAAGGAAUUAAAACAAAAGGAUGCGCAAAUACAGCAUUAUGAACAGGAAUUAUUUGAAAAGAAUAAACUUCUUGAAGAAAAGAUUGCGGAUGUAUCGAGACUUAAAGAGGAAGUACAUAAACUCAAAUCGGUGUUGCAAUUAAAGGUACACAAGGAUGGAAAACCGGAUAUCCUCGCUACUAUACAGGAGGAUGGUGGUACUCAGGGGCACGAAAGGGCCAAGAAACAGGGAGUCUCGGGCGAGAGCCCCAUGUCUGUCGGAGACGGCGAAAUUGAGAUUAAACACUUCGACAAAGACUUCAGAUCAAAACAGCUGAUUAAAGAUGCAAUUCUGGACAACGAUUUCCUCAAGAAGCUAGACUCUGCUCAGAUUCGUGAGGUGGUAGAGUGCAUGUACGAGAAACAGGUCAAGCAGGGACAUUUCAUCAUACGGGAAGGGGACCCGGGCCAGCACUUGUAUGUGGCCGCAGAGGGAGAAUUUGAAGUGCUCAAGGAGACUAAUGUACUUGGCAAGAUGGCUGCUGGGAGGGCGUUCGGUGAACUGGCAAUCCUGUACAACUGCACCCGCACUGCUUCAGUACGAGCGGUUACGGAUGUCAGAGUAUGGGUGCUGGACCGACGCAUUUUCCAGGCCAUUAUGAUGAAAACAGGAAUUCAAAGACAAGAAGAAAACAUUAAUUUUCUCAAAAGUGUGCCUUUGCUGCGAUCCUUGCCUGCUGAGAAGCUCUCCAAGCUUGCUGAUGUCCUGGAAGUGGAUUUCUUCCACGAAGGAGAGUAUAUCAUCCGAGAAGGAGCCACUGGGGACACAUUCUUCAUUCUCAACAAAGGCGAGGUCAAGGUCACUCAAACUAUUGCUGGCUUUGAUGAUCCUCAAGAAGUGCGCAAGCUCAAUCGGGGAGACUACUUUGGUGAAAAGUCAUUGCUGAGUGAAGACAGAAGGACUGCUAAUGUGAUUGCGCUGCCUCCUGGGGUGGAAUGCCUCACUGUGGAUAGGAAUUCCUUCAAUAAGCUCAUUGGGACACUCAGUGAGCUGCGGGAGAAGGAUUAUGGGGAUGCUGAACGUGGAGUCCAGAGAACAAGUACGGGUGCGCCUGCUGAUGGCAUGGUAUCGCCUACUGUCGAGCGUAUCGACCCAGAAUACCAGUUCAUACGCCUUGAAGACAUGGAGAUUGUUGCCACUCUUGGAAUGGGAGGCUUUGGCAGGGUAGAACUGGUGCAGCUGGCAGCGGACCGUGGCAAGACAUUCGCACUGAAGUGCCUCAAGAAGAAACACAUUGUGGAGACGAGACAGCAGGAACACAUCUACUCGGAAAAGAAGAUCAUGAUGGAAUGCCAUUCUCCAUUCAUUACCAGGUUGUUCAAGACCUUCAAGGACCGCAAGUUUGUGUACAUGAUGUUGGAGGUGUGCCUGGGGGGUGAGGUGUGGACAAUUCUCCGAGACCAUGGCUGCUUCGACGAGACCACCUCGCGAUUCGUGGUUGCCUGUGUUCUAGAGGCAUUCCAGUACCUUCAUUCUAAGGGCAUCAUUUACAGAGAUCUGAAACCAGAGAAUCUUCUUCUUGAUAAUAAGGGAUAUAUUAAACUGGUUGACUUUGGUUUUGCCAAGAAGAUUGGUUUUGGCCGCAAGACUUGGACGUUCUGUGGUACACCAGAGUAUGUGGCCCCAGAGAUUAUUCUGAACAAAGGUCACGACUACGCGGCGGACUACUGGUCUCUAGGAAUACUCAUGUUUGAAUUGCUCACUGGGAGCCCACCGUUUUCUGGUUCUGAUCCCAUGAGGACGUACAACAUCAUCUUGAAGGGUAUCGAUGUCAUCGAAUUUCCGAAGAAAAUUUCACGCAAUGCUCAUGUGCUCAUUAAGAAGCUGUGCCGAGACAACCCAACUGAACGUCUGGGAUACGGCAAGAACGGGAUAAUAGAUAUUAAGAAAAACAAAUGGUUCCAAGGCUUUGACUGGACUGGACUUGCAAACAGAGCUAUGGUUCCACCUCUUGUACCAAAGGAUCAAACAUUACAUGACUGGAAAAAGGUUAAAGGCCCAGCGGACUACAGUAACUUUGACCACUAUCCAAAGUCUUUGGAAGUGCCACCUGAUGAGCUUUCUGGCUGGGAUGCGGACUUCUGAAAAUCUUGACAGUGUGCUGCAGUCUGUGAUAUGGUGUUAGUGGUGAAGCCUGUUGGCUCAUGUUGCCUGAAACUGGACAUCAGUGCUGCUAAGGAAGAAUUGGGUUACUUAGCAAAAGCCAUGAAUAGAAACAACACAUUGGCUGAAGUUUAUUUUUAUGUGAAAAGACAGAACAUUCCAGAUUUAAUUCAAUACAUACUAGUUUUUUAAUUAAAUCACAAAUGAUCAGGAAAACAGUGAAAAAUGCUGCCUUGGCAAAGACAUUAUUCAAAUUUAGUGGUGUAUUUGUUUUAUGUGUUUUAUAUGUACCGGCAGUUAGUCAACAACAUCACAUGUUUUGGUAACAAGGCAAUCAAGUCACAUGCACUGGUAACUAGACAUCCAAAGCAUAUGCACUCGUAACUAGACAACCAAAUCUUAUGAUCUGGUAACUUGGCAACCAAAUCACAUGUACCGGUGACAAGGCAACCAAUUCACAUGUGCUGGUAUCAAAGCAAUCAAAUCACAUGUACUGGUAACUAGGCAACCAAUUCACAAGUUUGCUUAGCCAGGAAUAGGGAACAGGUAACCUGGACUGUUUAACUUGGAGACUUUGAGGCAGCCUUAGCUGGGAAUGUAUUCUUCAUGGUUGCAUCUCCACCAACUGCCUUGAGAAUUUUAUUUCACUUAAUAACGCAAUUCAUUACAACUAUUCUGAAGGACAGUUGUAUUCAUGAGUAAAUAUUAAGAAAUAUAGAUACGUGUUUGUUUGAUACUGUUUAUAAUUAACAUACAUAUAUAAGUUCUGAUUAUAUUAAACUUGUUUUUGUGGAAAAUCAUUAUUUUGUGUUAAGAUUUACCAUUGGCUAUCUUUUUGUUAAGUUUGUUAAAAUGUGUAUGAUAUAUAUACAUGUUUGCAUGGAUGAUAUAUUUGUACAUGUGCAUUCCAGAAUACAGAAUUGUAAUUUGCCGAUUCUGUAUACUUGUUACAACAUUGGAAUAUUUGCAAUACUUUUGUUGUUUAACAAGACUUUUUUCUGUCUUGAUUCUUGUUUUUUUAAUUGAAGAUUUCAACUUUUUAAAAUAAUAAUUCAGUUUGUUUAUUUCAUUAAUUUAUUAAGACACAUAGAAAACAUAAUAAAAUGUAAGAAAUUAAUUUUAAUUUGGAAUUUAGUUGUUGUUUAUGUUAAAGUUGUAAUUUUCAUCAAUGCAUCAAUUGUCAUAGUCCAUAUGCCAAAAUAUCAUAAAAUGAAGCCAAAAUACAUUGCAAAAUAACAAACAUGUCAGCUAUAUGCAAAAUGCAUGAUGUUGAAAAAGACUACCUUUCUUUUUAGUAAUCUUUAUAUGAAGAAAUCUAGUGUACUUUGUAUGUGCAUUUUCUCAAAAUAAUGGUAAUAGUUAUUUAUUUUUUUGAACUUCUAUAAAAUCCUGAAGAAGAUUGAUUUAGAAUUUUGCAUUGUGUCGCAUUUAAUGUAUACUAACUAAUUAUUAUGUGUACUUGCCCUAGAACUCGUGUAUUGAUAGGACAGCGUUAUUUUCAUUAAUGAAAGAAGUAUCCAUUUUAUGCUUUCCAGUGGUUUAUAUAGAAAUAUCAGUCAAAUCAAACUUAUAAUUCACUGUUUCAAACAGUGAAAAUAACAGUGAAAAUUAUUGAUAAUUUUCACUGUUUUACAGUGAAAUGACUACAUUUUUUGACGAAAUGACGUCAAUAUUGCAGCAAAUUUCUCUAGUUAAACUAUCUUACAAUGUAAAUAAAGAGAAAAUGUGAGAAAAGCAUCAAAUAGAAAGAAAAUUGGUUGGAUUCUAUGGAAUAUCAAUUUUAAUUCACUCGUGAUCAUAGAAAAAAUGUUUUAUUAUUUAAAUAUUAUUUUCUAUGAUCACUUGUGAAUUAAAAUCGAUAUUCCACCGAAUCCAACAAAUAUCUUUCAUGUUAUUGCUUGAUCUCUGUUUGUAAAACAUUAAUUAACAAUUCAAAGUAAUUGAGCCUCGUUCUUCACAUUUGUGUAGUGUGGUCCCAUAUUAGCCUGUACAGACCACACAGGAUAAUCAGGAAGAUUAUUCGCGACUAUACUGAAUUCUUAUUUAGAAGAGACAUAGUUUAAAAGCAAAAUUCCAAAUGUGAAGAAAGUGUUGUCCGUGAUCAGCCUAUGCGGACUGCUCAUGCAUUAUAAUAAAGCCCCCUUUCCUUAGAGUAAGGCUCAAGUGAAUUUUAACCCUUUGCAAGCUGGGAAAUUUGUUGUCUGUUAAAAUGUUGUCUGCUGAAUUUCUAAAAUGAGCAUUUUCUUUGAUUUUUUUCAAAGAAUACUAUCAGAAUAGCAAACAGUUUGGAUCCGGAUGAGACUCCACGUUCUGUGGCGUCUCAUCUGGAUCCAAACUGUUUUCAAAGGCCUUCAAAAUUCGGUUCCAGCACUGAAAGGGUUAAGGCAAUGGGCAUAAGUAUCUGUAGCCAAGGAAUAAUCCAAUAUAUCUGUAGUUAAUUAUGAUAAACAAGUAGUAUUUGUUCUAUAUAUGUGCAUACAUGGUGGUUAAACUGUUAUCCAUUUCAUUUCUCUGUCUAGCAAAGGUAAGCAGAUACUACCUCAGUAGUUGACACUAAUACUAGUCAAAUAUUCAUAGCUAGUCUAUCCAUUAUAUUUAAUUAGAAACAUUUCUAAUGGAUACCUUAUUUCUGUUUUUACAUGCUUUAAAAAUCAUGUAUGGUAACCUUUGCAUUGAACAGAGGUCUUAUGUACAGUAUUUAUGUUGUUGUACUCAUUUGUGUUAUUUUGUUUGAAUGUACAACCAUUCCUUGAUUUUUGUUGAAAAUAUAGUAAAAACAAACUCAAGGUUUACAAUUAUAAUCAAGUCAUAUAAAGCUUUUGAUAGCUUCUUUAGAACAAAACAUAAUUUUUUACAAUACAUAUAUGAUAACAUCAUUACACAACAUCAAAUUAUAAAAACAUAAAAUAUGCAAUACAAGUACGUAAAGUCAUCUAAGCUAGGAAAAACAUGCACUUCAUAUUAUUUCAUGAUUUUUUACAAAAGCAGGAAAACGGAAGAACUAAGGAUUUAAAUAAAAUGUCCAUUAGUUUACUAGUUAAAUAAAGAUCGUUUGUUAUUCUACGGACUGAAUUCAUGGAAUCUUGUUCUACAACUGUCUCAACAAAUAGAUUAUAUCACCAUAAGUUGUUGUGUUUCCAAGUAUUGAUUGAUUGUUUACACAAACUAUUCUUUGUUUUCAAAUUAUGUAGUUCAAGAUUGUAAUUUAAAAUGGUAUUGUUAUGAAUGUUUUUACCCAUGUUUUGUAAGCAAAUGAUAUAGAAUCAUUUAUUAUUUCAUAUAUGUGUAUAUUCUGUAUCCAGUUCUGCUAUUUGGAUACUUUAAUUUGUUAACAUUUCGUUAUUGGAUAGCUUAGUAUAAUGUUAUGAUUUAGAUCUUAAUUGUUACUCUCUUGUUAUGUUCUAUUUUUAUAUUAUAUUGGAUGAAUAUUGCACAGGGGUCAUUUUUAAGAAAAACAGAAAUAUAAGACAGUUAAAAAUACAAAAACAUGUUCCGUGUUAUAAAACAAAACAU
This is a messenger RNA of Dreissena polymorpha, 6690 nucleotides long. RefSeq names its product cGMP-dependent protein kinase 1-like. Lineage: Eukaryota; Metazoa; Mollusca; Bivalvia; Myida; Dreissenidae. Gene Ontology annotation, molecular function: ATP binding; cGMP-dependent protein kinase activity. The record is from RefSeq and is a predicted model, not a curated record. The coding region runs from base 799 to 3159 and encodes 786 amino acids. Gene Ontology annotation, biological process: protein phosphorylation. The transcript is spliced from 22 exons.